AUGGCUUGGGUAGACCUAAACGAAAGUGUCCCUGAUCUGAAUGAAAAUGUUCCUGAAAGCUCACAAUAUAGAUUAAUAACUGAUGGACAAGAAGUUAUCGUUAACCCCCCUAGUGUAGGGAUGUGUUUUACAACGGGCCAUGAGUUUUUCGAAUUUUGUCAGUUGUAUGCCUUCAAAGAAGGAUUUGAGAUGUUUAUCAAAAGUAAUAAGCUGAAAAAAGAGUACAAAGAAAAGGGAGUAUCUAAGUCUGGUGUGGGAAAGUAUGAGGCAAAGCCGCAUAUGAUGGAACUUAUUAGAUUAAAAUGCAAGAAGGGAGGGGUGAAAAAAGGUGUUGGGUCUAAUGUGACCGGUUGUAAGAUGAAUAUUUACGGUGUAAGUAGAGAUGGGCUAUUUACUAUAUUGACUUGUGACUUGCAACACAAUCAUCCUUUAAAUCCUGACUGUAGUAGACUGAUGGUUAAUUAUAGAUGUAUAGACGGUACUACAUUUAAGAGGGCGAUGAUCAAUGACAUGGGUGGUGUUAGCAUAAGUAAGAACUUUGGUACGCAUCUAAUUGAAAAGGGAGGUUAUGAAAAUAUUACAUUUAAUAAUAGAGACUUGAGGAACGCAAUCAACGUCGAACGUCGUUCAUCAAGAUUUAGUGCUGCAGAUGCCGCAGGACUCGAUGCUUACUUUAAGGCACAACGUGAUUUGCAUCCCGAGUUUUAUAGCUCAAUACAAGUAGAUGAUGAUGGUGUUUUUACGAAUGCAUUUUGGUCGGAUGCACGUAGUAGGGGUACAUGCAAAUAUUUUGGGGAUGUUAUUACUUUUGAUACUACUUUCGCUUGCAACCGGUAUCGGAUUCCAUUUGCUCCAUUCAUUGGUGUAAACCAUCAUGGCAAAUCAAUUAUAUUUGCUGCGGCCUUAAUUUCCCAUGAAAAUACUCCCUCAUUUGUUUGGGUAUUUGAAGAAUUCCUGAAGUGUAUGGGGAAGGCACCACUAGGCAUCUUAACCGACCAAGACAAAGCAAUUUGUAGAGCAAUUGAGCUAGUCUUCCCGGGCGUCCGUCACAGACUAUGUUUGUGGCACAUGCUCCAGAAUGCUAGUAAGAACCUAGGUAGUCUCAGUGAUUGGAAGAAAAUAGACACCCUGAUCAGAACUGCAAUACAUGAUCUGAUUGAUCCAGAUGAGUUCGAUGAAGCUUGGUGUCAUGUGAUGGAUGAGUACGGUUUAAGGGGUCCUGGGUGGAUGAAGGACGCGUAUGAUAACAGGCGUCAGUGGGCUCCGGCAUAUAAUAGAGGAAAGUUUUGGGCAGGUAUGUCUUCUACACAAAGGAGUGAGGGUAUAGAUUUUUUAAAACUCACGUGA
This is a messenger RNA of Spinacia oleracea (spinach), 1347 nucleotides long. Its product is annotated as protein FAR1-RELATED SEQUENCE 5-like. The transcript has 2 exons. Lineage: Eukaryota; Viridiplantae; Streptophyta; Magnoliopsida; Caryophyllales; Amaranthaceae. The record is from RefSeq and is a predicted model, not a curated record. Bases 1 to 1347 code for a protein of 448 amino acids.